CCCGAGCAAAACUUCCAACUCUGAGUGCUGCCUGAUGCUUUUCUCACUCCUCAGUGGCCAAGAAGAGAAAACAACAAAAAACGGAUGUGCUUGUAAAGUUUACAGUAAAUUCUCCCUGCCUCUCUCCCUGCUUCUUUCUUUCAACAGAGAAGAAGCCAAACCCCAACGCAGCCCAAUGCUAAGAAGCCUGCAGGUUGUUGCAGCAACUUUGUUAUCUGCUACCCUUGUAAGAACCAGGAACUAUUCCAAGUGGGAGAAAGUCUGUGCCGUAAAAUAGGGACAUAUAUUUCUUUUUUACUGAGAAAGGAAGGUAUCUGAAGGCACUCCUAAGCAAACUGGGCUGAAGGGAUCCAUUCUGGAGUUUAUCAUUUUGGAUUACACUGAACACUCGCCCUUCUUUCCACCAUGAUAUGGUGCUGCGGGUCACGUCCUGGAUCAUUCCUUGCAAUCACAGUGUUGCUUCUAUUCAGACAGGUCAAAGGAAACUUUGAGCAAACCAAAACUAAAUGGCUUAAGUAUAAAGACACAUGUUUGAAGAAGCUGAAUGAAUCUACAAUCAGCAUGGGAAUAUAUUGUAAUGGAAGUUUUGAUCAGUUUGUUUGCUGGCCUCAUUCACCACCAGGAAAUGUCUCCGUUGCUUGUCCAUCUUAUUUACCGUGGCUAAAAAGUGGAAGUGCAAGGAAAGUAUACAGAGUCUGCUUGGACCAAGGGAUUUGGCAAAAGAUUGAAAACACAACAGAGGUUUGGAGUCACCGUGCAGAAUGCUUUGGGGAGAAACACCUCAAACGAAAAGAAGAAGAACUUACCUUGUUUAUUGCGUUACAGAAACUUUCUACAGUGGGAUAUUCUUUUUCUCUUGUUUUCCUUGUCUUAGCACUAUUCAUACUGCUGUUAUUUAGGAAAUUGCAUUGCACGAGAAACUACAUCCAUAUGAAUCUCUUUGCUUCAUUUAUCCUACGAGCUGCAGGAGUUCUAAUAAAAGACGGCAUAACACUCAAUGCUUACAGAUUUCUUUCUUCAGAGUCAGAAAAGCCAGAUGAUGAAAGUGGAUGGAUUUCUUCCGUGAGUCCAGAGAAGCUAGUCUUAUGCAGGAUAGCUCCUCUUUUCAUGCACUACGCUGUUGGAGCAAAUUUUUACUGGGUUUUAGUGGAAGGAAUUUACCUCUAUAGGUUAUUAGUAGCUACUGUGCUGUUUGAGAGACACCAGCUGCUGAGAUACAUCUUCAUUGGAUGGGGUUUUCCAGUUUUGUUUGUAGCUUCUUGGGGAAUAAUAAAAUACCAAUUUGAGUAUGAAGGAUGCUGGACAACAAAUGAGAGCAUGACAGUCUGGUGGAUCAUUCGAGGGCCCAUAUUAUUUUCCAUUGUUGUUAAUUUCUGCAUCUUCCUGAACAUUUUGAAACUGUUACUUUCCAAAUUGAAAGCCCAGCAAAUGACCUUUCGUGACUACAAAUUCAGAUUGGCAAGGUCAACCCUUGUAUUAAUACCUUUACUUGGAAUUCAUGAGAUUGUUUUCACUUUCAUCAUGGAUGACCAUAUUGAAGGAUUCCCCAGGAAUAUCAAAACCUUCAUCCAUCUGACCAUCGGCUCUUUCCAUGGUUUUUUCGUAGCACUUUUAUGUUGCUUUUCUAAUGAUGAGGUAAAGGCUGAAUUAAGCAAGCAGUGGUCCCGUUUCUUGCUAGCAUACCCCUUUGUCUAUAUGCCCUGUUUGCUUGGAAAGAACAUCAAAUACCUAAGGAAAUGUCCCAACAAACAGCAUUUGAGCAAUAACAGUUUCUCCCUCGAGGUAACCCAACCUCCGAAGAAGCAAUCAGCCAAGCUGAGAACAUGCUGUAAUGUGGAACGAAGCCCCACAGUAAAGCACAAUCUCAGAGCAAGCGUUUCCGACAGCAGCGAAGAAGAAAUUGCCAACGGGGAGACCAUUGAAGAGGUCCUGGAAGAAAAUGAGAUUUAGAACUUUGAGUGAAAAAUGGAUUUGCUGGGAUCUUAGAUAAUCUUUUGCAUGGAAGCAACUGAAAUUAAAGAUCCUAUUGAAAGGACAAGAUGAAAA
Molecule: messenger RNA, 2046 nt
Organism: Candoia aspera
Lineage: Eukaryota; Metazoa; Chordata; Lepidosauria; Squamata; Candoiidae
Gene: GLP2R
Product: glucagon like peptide 2 receptor
Exons: 13
Coding region: 406-1950 (514 amino acids)
Biological process (GO): adenylate cyclase-modulating G protein-coupled receptor signaling pathway; cell surface receptor signaling pathway
Cellular component (GO): plasma membrane
Molecular function (GO): glucagon receptor activity; peptide hormone binding
Source: RefSeq, a predicted model, not a curated record